GAAAUAAUACCGACUACCGAAUGAAUUUUUGAAAAUACUAUUUUGUAGUUUGUAUUUUUUACAAAAUAAAUUGCUAACAUUAUCUGCAAUAAAAAGAUCAUCUCCAAAAUGCCUCUUAUGGAUGAAAAAGAUGCUGAAAUAUACUUUAGCGAAGAAGACCUACCUUAUGAAGAAGAGAUUCUCAGAAAUCCAUUUUCAGUAAAGCAUUGGCUUAGAUAUAUUGAGCAUAAAAAAGGUGCUCCUAAAAAUGAGAUUAAUUUAAUCUAUGAAAGAGCACUCAAAGAGCUUCCUGGAUCAUUUAAACUUUGGUAUAAUUAUCUAAAAGUGAGGAGAAAUCAAAUAAGAGGUCGUUGUAUUACAGAUCCAUCAUAUGAAGAUGUCAAUAACUGCUUUGAAAGGUCAUUAGUUUUUAUGCAUAAAAUGCCCAGAAUAUGGAUGGAUUAUUGCAGUUUUUUAACUGAUCAGUGUAAAAUAACAGCAACUCGUAAAGCAUUUGACAGUGCAUUGAGGGCCCUGCCAAUAACUCAGCAUCAUAGAAUUUGGCCCCUCUAUCUUGGUUUUCUGAAAAAGCAUAAUAUUCCUGAAACAGCAGUUCGAGUUUUCAGAAGGUAUUUAAAAUUGUCACCUGAAGAUACUGAAGAAUAUAUUGACUAUUUAAUAUCUAUUGAUAAGUUAGAUGAAGCUGCUGUUAAAUUAGCUCAAAUUGUGAACAAUGAAAACUUUCAAUCCAAACAUGGCAAAUCUAACCAUCAACUUUGGAAUGAACUAUGUGAGUUAAUUUCAAAAAAUCCAGAUAAAAUUCACACACUAAAUGUAGAUGCCAUAAUUAGAGGGGGACUAAGACGCUACACAGACCAGCUAGGUCACUUAUGGAAUUCUUUAGCUGAUUAUUAUGUAAGGAGUGGUCUCUUUGAAAGAGCUAGAGAUAUUUACGAAGAAGCUAUACAAACAGUCACUACUGUGCGUGAUUUUACACAAGUAUUUGAUGCAUAUGCACAGUUUGAAGAGUUGAGUUUAAGCAAGAAAAUGGAAGAAGUUGCUAAGAAGCCUCAUCCAAGUGAAGAUGAUGAUAUAGACUUAGAAUUAAGGUUAGCUAGAUUUGAGUAUCUAAUGGAGCGUAGAUUACUGCUUCUUAACUCUGUACUUUUAAGACAAAAUCCACAUAAUGUAGCAGAAUGGCAUAAAAGAGUUAAACUGUAUGAAGGAAAACCUAAUGAAAUAAUUGAUACUUAUACUGAAGCAGUUCAAACUGUAGAUCCAAAGUUGGCUGUAGGUAAGUUACAUACCCUUUGGGUGGGUUUUGCAAAAUUUUAUGAAAACAAUGAACAAAUAGAAGAUGCCAGAUUAAUUUUUGAAAAAGCUACGCAAGUCAGUUAUGUAAAAGUUGAAGAUCUGGCUUCUGUAUGGUGUGAAUGGGCAGAAAUGGAAAUUAGACAUGAAAAUUAUGAAGAUGCAUUAAAAUUAAUGCAACGUGCUACUGUUCUACCUAGUAGAAAAGUUGCUUACCAUGAUGAAAAUGAAACAGUCCAAAUGAGGCUUUAUAAGUCAUUAAAAGUGUGGUCAAUGUAUGCAGAUUUGGAAGAAAGUUUUGGAACAUAUAAAUCAUGUAAAGCUGUUUAUGACCACAUUAUUGAUUUAAAAAUAGCUACACCUCAAAUAAUAAUCAAUUAUGGUUUAUUCUUAGAAGAACAUAAUUAUUUUGAAGAAGCUUUUAGAGCAUAUGAAAAAGGGAUUGCUCUUUUUAAAUGGCCAAAUGUUUAUGACAUAUGGAACACCUAUUUAACAAAAUUUUUAAAAAGGUAUGGUGGAAGCAAACUUGAAAGAGCAAGAGAUCUAUUUGAGCAAUGUUUGGAACACUGUCCUCCAGAAUUUGCUAAAUCAAUUUUCUUACUUUAUGCCAAACUGGAAGAAGAACAUGGAUUAGCUAGGCAUGCAAUGUCUGUGUAUGAACGUGCCACUACAGCUGUUCUUCCUGAACAAAUGUUUGAAAUGUUUAAUAUAUAUAUUAAAAAAGCUGCAGAAAUAUAUGGUGUACCAAAAACAAGACAAAUUUAUGAAAAAGCAAUUGAAACAUUAUCUGAGGAAAACUCUAGAGAAAUGUGUAUUCGUUUUUCUGAAAUGGAGACACGUCUUGGUGAAAUUGACAGGGCCAGAGCAAUAUAUGCCCAUUGUAGUCAAAUGUGUGAUCCAAGAAUAACCGCAGAUUUCUGGAACACUUGGAAAGAAUUUGAAGUAAGGCAUGGCAAUGAGGACACUAUGAGAGAAAUGUUACGUAUAAAGAGAAGUGUACAAGCCACUUACAAUACACAAGUAAAUAUGAUGUCAGCACAAAUGUUAGGCUCAUCAACACAGGCUGCCGGUACAGUAUCUGAUCUAGCUCCAGGUAUGAAAGAUGGUAUGAGAUUACUGGAAGCUAAAGCUGCAGAAAUGGCAGUUCACAAUAAAGGUAACAUUAUGUUUGUUAGGGGAGAAACACAAGGUCUUAAGGAGAGUGCUGAUAAGGUGGUUAAUCCAGAUGAAAUAGACAUUGAUGAAGAAUCUGAUAACAGUGGAGAUGAAGAUGGCCCAAUUGAUCCAGUUGAAAAGAAAGAAAUUCCAGCUGCUGUAUUUGGAGGCCUGUUGCCAGAAAAAGAGUAAGGCAAAAAAUCUGUGUGAAUACAAAACAAUUUGAAAGUUAUAUUAUUAUUAGAGCAUAUUAUGUGUUAGCAAUAAUAUAUGGUGCAUAAUGAACUGUAUGUACAUCAUUUGUUUCAAAAAUGAUUUUUGGUAAAAUAUCUUCAAUAAAUACAAUUGAACAAG
Messenger RNA from Leptidea sinapis, 2799 nucleotides. RefSeq names its product pre-mRNA-splicing factor syf1 homolog (gene fand). NCBI's taxonomy places the organism in Eukaryota, Metazoa, Arthropoda, Insecta, Lepidoptera, Pieridae. Gene Ontology annotation, biological process: generation of catalytic spliceosome for first transesterification step; mRNA splicing, via spliceosome. The record is from RefSeq and is a predicted model, not a curated record. Gene Ontology annotation, cellular component: U2-type catalytic step 2 spliceosome; post-mRNA release spliceosomal complex; Prp19 complex. The transcript has 2 exons. Bases 109 to 2637 code for a protein of 842 amino acids. Gene Ontology annotation, molecular function: protein binding.